AUGAACACCAAAAUAAAUCAUGAAUAUGCUUCUAAUUCAUAUAAUGGAGGUAUUGUGGGAAGUGAUAGCCCAGCUGCUUUAUUAGAUAUGCUUGCAGAAGUUGCAUCUCAAACAUUACAUUCAGAAAAAAAGCGUAGUAAAUCAUUAUUAGCUUCACAAUGCAAGUCAAAAACAGAUUAUGUAAAAAGAAAGACUCAUGAAUCAUCUUUUAAUGUGCCACAGCUUUUAUCUAUGCCUGCAUCACAAUUAGUUAAACAAUUUUCUAUUUUUACAAGUGAUGAAUUGAAAAGGCAAUACUCUUAUACAUGUGCUCUUGUUGUUGGCUGUGGACAAAAAUAUACUAGUUUUGCAAGUGAAGGGAGGGCAAGAAUGUCUAUUAAAGCACAUUUAGCAGAACAUUUAGAAUAUUUAAAAACUAAUAAAGAUGCCUAUAAAACUUUUACUGCAAAAUCAGUAAGCUACAAAAAUUACAAAACAAGUCCUCAAAAUAAAAAAAAUAGAUUACAACAAUUAAGAAAACCACAAGAAACAUUAAAUAAAGAAAAUAAGAAUGUUAUUACAGAGAAAUCAACAAAUUAUUUAAGAAAUAUACUGUUAAGUGAUUCAACAUUUAAAGAAUUAGAUAAAAACAAAAAUGUGGAAAAAGUGGAAAAUCCUAAAAAAUUACAUAAUUCAGAACAAAAAGAUACAGACAGAAUAGAUUUCAAAGUUCUUGGUGAUCAUAGUUAUUUUGAACGGUUGAAAGAUGAAAUUCCAAAUAAAAAAGAUACAUCAUCUGUUAACAAUAUUCUUGAAAAUGCAACAGAUGAAAAUAUUGUACUUAUGGUUGUUGGCACUGACAGUGUUCAUAUGAAAGAGUAUCCUCACAUAAAUAAAGAAUUGUCAGAAAAAGUCAAUAAAAAAUCUGAAGCCAUUUAUUUUCCAGAAAUAUCAUGGUCAACUGAAAGUGGAGAUAAAAAUAUAGAAAUUGCAACAACUAAACCAAAAGGAAAAGCAAAAUUUAUAGGCACUAGUAAAGAAGAAAGAGAAAUGGCAUUAGCUUUUAUGGAUCGUAUAAAAAAAAAAGGAAAUCCGACAGGAAACAACCUUGAAUGUCGAAUUUGUAAUCCACCACGAAGUUUUACAGCACCUACAACGUUGGUGUCUCACUAUAGGAGUCAUGCCGGAAUAAAACCAUACGAAUGUCGUAUAUGCAGAGCAGUUUUUACAAGAAGACACAGUUUAAAAUACCAUAUGUUAAUCCAUCAAAAUCAAACGCGAUUUACAUGUGCUGAUUGUGGGAAAAAAUUUAGACAUCCAUCACAUUUUAGAGAACAUCGACGUAGGCAUACUGGAGAAGCACCAUUUGGAUGUGAUGAUUGUGGACAAAGGUUUAAAACAAGGAAUACAUAUAAACGUCAUUUAAAAACAAGACAUGGAAAGGUUUUAACAACUACUGGAGAAUUGUUAUAUCUUUCUGAAGAAGAUUUUCAGAAAGUUCGAACUAAUAGAAAAAAAAAAAAUGAUGUAAAUAAAGAUCAUAUGAUAGAUGAGAAUGUAAUUGCAGCAAAAACGAUUAUGCAUUAUCAAAAUGACAAUGACGAAAUGCAGAAUACUGCAACUGGGGAAUAUAUUAUAAACAAUGAUACUACUGAUAGUGAUAAACAUUGGGAAUCAAAUGAUACAAUACAAAUUAUUAAGAAUUGUUUUGAAACUUAUGAGGUUUGUUCAGAAUCUCAUUUAAAUAAGACUGAUCCUGUAGAGACUGAAAUACCUAUAGUUAAUAACGUUUGUAAUCAAGACAAAAACAGUUUGCCAGAUGAAUAUGCAGACAAAGUACAAGACAAAUCACCCCAAUUGCAAAAUACUUCUUAUAAUAAGUUAGAAGUAGUUCACGAUGAAAAUAAUCGAAUCAUAUGUCACGAUAAUGCUGGUCAAUCUGAAAUAAUUUAUCACAAUAUAAAUGAAACACCAUCAUAUAUUAAAGUAGAAUAUAGUAAUCUAGUUAAUGACAUAGAAAAUGGGAAUAAUUUAGAAUUUCAAGAAAAUUUUAAACUUUUGGAACAUCAAAUUAAAAAUCACAUACAAAUAAUUAACAAUACUGAAGAUUAUUUUAAUGAUGCGUCAAAUAAUUCUAUGAAUAAACAACAAAUUAAGUAUGUACACAAUGCAAAAGAAUCACAAACAAAGUUAAUGCAAGUAAAUACCCAUAUUAAAAUAGAGAAUGAAAAUAAUAAUAAACAUAUAAUUUUUACCCAAGAGGAAACAAAAUAUGAAAAACAAAACAAUGAUAUUACUAUUCUAGAUUGCAAUUCUUAUGAAGAAAUGGAAACUCAUGAGAUUGCUGUAUCAGAAGACUUAAUAGAUUCAAAUACUUCAGAAGUUAAUCAAGCUACUAAUAAAACAUUGUCAACUAUUACAGAUACCUUAUUGAAUCAAAAUGAAAAUUGUACAUUGCAAGAAGAUAAAAAAUUAGGUAAUUAUCAAACAAUUAUAACAAAUUUAAUAAAGAAUCAAGUCAUUUCAUCUUCAAAUUAUAUUUUUCAAAAAGAUAAAAAACCACUAAAUCAAACUGAACAACGUUUGUAUAUUCGUAAUGAACCUUUGUCUAACAUAAUAGUACAAAAUAAAUACAUCAAUAUACUCCCACAGCAUUUUAGUGAUCAACCCAAUAAAUCAAAAAUACAAUUAAAUAAAGGUCAAAAAUUUACGUUCUUGAAUAAACACAUGCAAGCUAUUAAUAUAAAGCAAAAUGGAAAUCAAAAUACAAUAUUAUUAUUAACUAAUAAUGCAUUACAAAAUAAUGUUUUUAAAGCUGAUCAAAACAAUACUGCCGAUAACGAA
Habropoda laboriosa is the source of this 2823-nucleotide messenger RNA. RefSeq names its product myoneurin-like. The record is from RefSeq and is a predicted model, not a curated record. NCBI's taxonomy places the organism in Eukaryota, Metazoa, Arthropoda, Insecta, Hymenoptera, Apidae. The transcript is spliced from 6 exons. Gene Ontology annotation, biological process: regulation of transcription by RNA polymerase II. Gene Ontology annotation, molecular function: RNA polymerase II cis-regulatory region sequence-specific DNA binding; DNA-binding transcription factor activity. The annotation marks the transcript as partial.